Messenger RNA from Lentinula edodes (shiitake mushroom), 1360 nucleotides. RefSeq names its product Cation/H+ exchanger. Gene Ontology annotation, molecular function: sodium:proton antiporter activity. The coding region runs from base 160 to 1278 and encodes 372 amino acids. Gene Ontology annotation, biological process: proton export across plasma membrane; regulation of membrane potential; sodium ion export across plasma membrane. Gene Ontology annotation, cellular component: plasma membrane. The record is from RefSeq and is a predicted model, not a curated record. The transcript is spliced from 11 exons. Lineage: Eukaryota; Fungi; Basidiomycota; Agaricomycetes; Agaricales; Omphalotaceae.
CCGAAGUUGAAGGCCGAUUGGUUUACCUAUGUACAUCUGUCACUCUCUCCAUUACAUUCACUGUACAUUGCUGUACUUGUUCUUCAUUGCGUUUUCGUUAUCAUUGCCCUUCAAAAUCUUUGGCCCAAAGAAGUCCAUAGAUCGUGGAGAACACGUAUAAUGGCUCUCGAACUUUUAGAUAUAACCGCUUCUGGAUUAGCGUACAUAUGCUUAGGAGGAUUUGUGGUCGUUUUUUCACUAUUCUCUCUUCUGAUGAAGGACAAGCUAUAUUUGAACGAAGUUGUUCUCGGAACUGCUUUCGGGAUCGUCAUCGGGCCAUACGCCGGAAACAUAUUCGAUCCUCGUUCUUGGAGUUCGUCUGAAGGAUCACAAAAUAUCACGCUAGAAGUUAUGCGCAUCGUCCUGGCCACUGGAUUAUUUGCUAUCGGCAUAGAACUUCCAAAUAACUAUAUGUGGAAACAUGCGAAGUCACUUUCAGCCAUGGUAAUCCCAACCAUGGCGGCUGGGUGGUUGAUCAUAGGAGGAAUAUUAAGAGCACUGUUUCCAAGGUUGAGCUACGUUUCCUGUCUUGCGAUAGCAGCAUGCCUCACACCAACGGACCCCAUCAUAUGUGCUGCUAUUGUGGGAGGUAAAUUUGCAGUGAAACACGUUCCUGUAAACCUUCGCCGUAUCCUUUCUGCAGAAUCUGCGGCGAAUGACGGUCUCGCGUAUCCAUUUCUGAGUAUAUCCAUAUAUCUUACUGUCGAGUCCUCAAAAAAGGUUGCGUUCGGCAAAUGGUUCUUAGUUGGCUGGUUGUAUCAAGUCAUUCUGGGUGUCGUACUGGGAUUAGUUAUGGGUUUUGUUUUCUCUCAUCUAUUCCAGCUCUCAAAACGGAAAGGCUUUAUUGACCGGGAAUCCUAUGUCGCUCAGUACAUAGCUAUGUCCUUCUUAACCGUUGGUGUAGCUCGUACUAUUGGAAGUGAUGAUUUGUUAGCUGCUUUCGCUGCUGGAAGCGCUAUGUCAUGGGACGGACACUUCAAUGAACAAAUCGAAGGAGAAAUUUUCGCGUCUGUGAUUGACCUUGUUCUCAAUUGUGCAUGCUUUAUCUACAUCGGUGCUUGGUUGCCGUUCAAAGACUUUAAUAUGCCUUCAUUAGGGAUCGAGCCCUGGAGGUUGACUGUCCUCCUUAUCUCUGUCGCAUUGCUUAGGAGGAUUCCCCCUAUAAUGCUUCUCUACAAAUGGAUACCAGAAAUAAGCUCAUGGCAAGAGGCCCUUUUCUCCGGCCAUUUUGGUAGCUAAGCAAAGUACUAUCAAGGAAUUUUCCAACACUGACUUUAUGGUAAUGUAGGACCAGUAAGCCCUGCCAGUCUUAUCUUCAGCC